AUGGAGCGUUACGAGUCUCUGGGUCUGGUCGGGGAGGGCAGUUAUGGCACCGUGCUGAAGUGCCGUCACCGAGACUCCGGCCGCCUCGUCGCCAUCAAGAAGUUCAUGGACUCGGACGAUGACAAGACGGUGAAGAAGAUCGCUCUGAGGGAGAUCAAGCUCCUGAGGCAACUGCGUCAUGACAACCUGGUGAACCUUCUAGAAGUGUGGAAGCGCCGCCGCCGCUGGUACCUGGUGUUCGAGUUCGUGGAGCGAACGCUCCUGGACGAUUUGGAGCAAAACCCGAAUGGACUGGACCUGAACACCAGCCGGCAGUACCUGUACCAGAUCCUGAGGGCUGCGGCCUUCUGCCAUGAGCAACAUAUCAUCCACCGGGACAUCAAACCAGAGAACAUACUCAUCUCUCAGGGGGGCGUGGUCAAGAUCUGCGACUUUGGCUUUGCUCGAACCAUGACAUCACCCGCCGGGGGGGGGGUCUAUACUGACUAUGUGGCCACUCGCUGGUACAGAGCCCCUGAACUGCUGGUGGGAGACACCAAGUAUGGCAAACCUGUGGACGUGUGGGCUGUUGGUUGUCUGUUAAUAGAGAUGUUAACAGGUCAGCCUCUGUUUCCUGGAGACUCCGACCUUGACCAGAUUUACCACAUCAUCAGGUGCUUCGGUAACCUAACAGCUCAUCACCAGGAGCUGUUCUACAGGAAUCCCAGCUUUUCUGGAGUCAGACUGCCUGAAUGUUCUGGCAGAGUCCCACUGGAGCAGCGCUUCCCUACAAUCACAACCACCGCCCUGGACCUGGCACAGAGUUGUCUCCAGAUGGAUCCAGAGAGACGAGCUCAGUGUUCAAAACUGUUAGAGCAUCCUCUGUUCACACAAGACUCUUUCCACAUCAGGGUUUUGGAGGAGCUGAAUGCUAAGAUCCAGAAAGACCACAGAGAAAAUUCUACCCUUCCCAAAAUAGCCAAAACCUCAAGACGGAACAAGGAUGAAGGCGAUGACAAGAACCGGAGAGGCAAAGACAAGAAACAAUCUGACGACAUGGAUGAGAAAGUCAACAAGGAAAAGGAGAAGAGAGAGAGCGGAGAAGAAAAGAUAAGGAAAACAAAAGGCAAGCAGCCUUCAAAGCCUCCUACAAACAUCUGGAAUACCCCAGAACCUUUGAUGUCCAAACAGUCCAAAACAUCAGGCACCAAGAUUAUCAAUAAUGCAGCAAAAAUGACAGUGACCAUGAGAAGUAAACCGGGAAAAGCCACAGGUUCGGAGCUGAGAAAGGAACCUGAGAUUUCUAAACCAACUAACACCCUUACUUCUGAUUCAUUGGAGGCUUCAAAGACUGCAACAGAUCUGACAGACAAUAACACAACGGUAGCUAAACCCAAACAUCGGAAAGUUGCUUCCCCAGAGCCAAGAACGAGUCAUUCAAAAAAUACCGAAACAAAAGACAGAGACUCUACUGGCUUGCGUUCCAGUUGCUCAGACAACACUGUGUCAAACCCAAGUCAAGAUGUUAGGAAGAGCUGGAACAACUCAAACACAAAGGUUCCCAAAUUGACAAAAAGCUCAACCACUGACCAUUCAGAUGAGUGUUCAUCUCCAAAAGCUUCUUUGAAAUCAACCAUGGAUCCUACAGACACUAACCUGACACAGAAAAUGAGACAAAUUUCCACAACAGAAUAUCCUGAAGGGGCUGCAACAGCUGUAACUGCUAAGGCAUCAAAUAGUGGCCAAGUAGAGACAAGCCUGACACUGAAGGAGUCUCAACCACCCAGCAAUGACCGCAUUGAGGGUACCGCCCCAACUAUCCCUUCUGCCGCCAAGCCAUGGAAGACAGCUACUCCUUCAGAGCGUCAGACCAAUCAUUCAAACAUGGACACAGAGCAAAUACCACCCUCUGAAUGUCCAAAAGUCUUACCCUCAAACUCGCCAAACAAGCCAUCUAAGACUACCUCAAACUCUGGCCCAAAAUUGACCAAAGACAGCACGUCUUUGUCCACCAGCCCAUCCAAGACUCUUACCUCAGAUCUUUCAGUGCAGUCCUCUACAGGUUUUAUAGAGGCUAGUCAUGCCCAUAGCGCCACAACACUCACUAAAGGAGCCCUCCAAACUGGCUCAUCUUCGGAUACUAAACCCAUAAAUUACACCACGUGUUUACCCAACAAACCUUCCGGGGGCCUUCCAACAGACAGUGAACUUGCAGAAGUAUGUAUCGCAGCCAGACAUCAGCAGGAUAGUUGUAAUACUUCAAACAAGGACAUAAAGGAGGACCAUGGAUGCUUCAAGAUGAAUCUGACCACUAAAACAGCUGCAAACCACAUUAAGAUAGCCAAUGCUUUAGAUGGAGACUGUAAGGAGAAUCCUGAAUCUUCUGAGCCCUGCAGCAUCCAUCAGCAGAGCACUUCCAAGCCCAAGACCCCUACAGAAUUCAGAACAACCUCAACCUCCAUGCUGAGUGAAAUCCCUAAAAACAGCAUGUCAGAAGGGACCACUAUCCCGAAAGCAUUAAACGUCUCAGAUAAAGAGAACAGAGAGGAUUUAGCGCUUCAGUCAGUCAUCAGUGCAACAACCAAAUCUUUAGUAAAUAAGACCUCAAAGAACCACAGCAGUAAAGCUGAACCUAACGUGAAAGCCUUGAAACCUCCUCGUUGCAAAUCUUUGAUCGGAGAACCUAAAACAAAGCUCAUGUCUUUUAGCAACCACACCAAGUACGCCCCAGCCAUGACUCAGAAAACCAGAUUUCCUAUAGAGGCGAGGAAGAAUAGAGACAACCCAGACAGAAAGACCACAACAAAUACAUCCACCAUGGCAGAGUCGACUUCAUUCACCUCUACAGCUACUCAGGACCACAAAGCUUCGACAAGAAGUUCUACAUUUCACAACGUGGACACUGCAGACCAUAAUGAGUUGGAUUUCAGUUUAUCCCAUUCCUCUCCUCCUCCUCCUCCCCCUCCCCCCUCCUCCACUCCUUUACUCCUCCCUCCAUCUUCCACGCCCCUUAUUCCCUCCUUCUCUGUCGUCAGUACCAACAGCCCAGCCACCAGCGAGCUCCUUCCACUGGGGGCAGGUUUCCAUCCUGGGACCCACAGCCUUUGGUGUGUCGACAAGUCAAAGCAUCAUGGUGGCAUUUACAGCCGACUGGCCCAACAAGCUCUGUCCAGCCACGUUCCAGGAUCACUGUCAGCACAGGUGUCAGAGAAGAGUCUGAGCUGCGAGCGCUCCUUCCCGUCCGACCGCUGUCACCAUGGCAACAGCGAUGGUAUUACAGUGACCAAAAAGAAGUCAGACAUACAUUUCCCAGAUCUGAGGAGCUCAGUGCUGCCGGAGCUCAGAGGAAGAGAAGGUAAACACAACAAAGGCACCUCCAAAGACCAGAGGAAAGACAAACAUCCGGCGCCGUCCAUUCCUCUGUCAGAGCCACAGCAGCACGGAUACGACAGUACGGAUCCACACUCAUCAUAAAGCUGAAAUUUAAUAAGCUCAUAUUAAAUUAUGAGAUAGAAUCAAGAAUGAUAAUUUCAUGCUUCCAGCCUCACAGAUUUGCUGCUUUUCUUUGAAGUAUUUUAAUAAUGUGGUGGUUUGGACUGUUGGUUGGACUUCACACUGUG
This is a messenger RNA of Chelmon rostratus (copperband butterflyfish), 3599 nucleotides long. Its product is annotated as cyclin-dependent kinase 12-like. The record is from RefSeq and is a predicted model, not a curated record. Gene Ontology annotation, biological process: protein phosphorylation. Bases 1 to 3453 code for a protein of 1150 amino acids. Gene Ontology annotation, cellular component: nucleus. The transcript is spliced from 11 exons. Gene Ontology annotation, molecular function: ATP binding; cyclin-dependent protein serine/threonine kinase activity. Lineage: Eukaryota; Metazoa; Chordata; Actinopteri; Chaetodontiformes; Chaetodontidae.